This is a messenger RNA of Dermacentor andersoni, 1241 nucleotides long. It is a transcript of the gene boca, whose product is annotated as LDLR chaperone boca. Lineage: Eukaryota; Metazoa; Arthropoda; Arachnida; Ixodida; Ixodidae. Gene Ontology annotation, biological process: protein folding. The record is from RefSeq and is a predicted model, not a curated record.
UGCGUGCUGGUUUUGGACUGUGGUUUUUAAGUACGCAGUUCAGAGUUGUGCUACUGACAAUAUUUUAAGCGUUCGGUUUAUUCGUCUGGCGUGUUUCCGGCACCUUCCGGCGCUUACGCUGACGCUCUUUUUCCGUGCUGUUCCGCAAAUUUGAACGAAGUAGCAGCGAGUUCGCGAAGCUGCGCUCAGACUUUCGUGGCAUGAGUUCAUACACAUCCGAGAAGUCGUGACACGUUCGGUGCGUCGUUGAGUGAAGCUAAAAUGAGGCAGCUUCUGUUCGCUGCAGCCUUUGCUGUUCUGUUCGCGGUGUCGACGGCGAAGAAAUCGAAGGAAAGCGCGAAACCAGAUUGGGCCAAGAAAGACGUACGCGACUUCAAUGACGCCGACUUGGAAAGACUUUACGAACAGUGGGAGGAAGACGAAGAGCCGCUAGAGCCUGACGAACUCCCAGAGUACAUGCGGCCGGCUCCUAAGAUUGAUAUGAGCAAGAUGGACGCUUCAAAUCCGGAAAACAUACUGAGAGCGUCGAAGAAAGGCAGAAUGCUUAUGACGUUUAUAACCCUCCUAGGGAAGCCUACAAGAGAAGAAACCGAAGAGAUAACGAGUAUAUGGCAAACGAGCUUGAUGAAUAACCAUAUUAAUGUAGACAGGUACAUCCUCGAUGACAACCGAGCCCUGUUCACAUUUAGGGAUGGUUCACAGGCAUGGGAGGCAAAAGAUUAUUUAAUUCAGCAGGAUCAGCUGGAAACAAUCACGAUUGAAAAUAAGCCAUAUUAUGGAAAGAAUGCCGGUGACAAGGCUCAAAGCAAGAAGGCAAAUGACGAGCUGUGACAUUCGUCGCCAUUGCCGCCACUUCCAAGGCCACUCAUCAUAUCUGCAUUUGUUUCAUGGUGCGAAUUUCACAUUUUGACAUAUGUGCCAGUGGUGUUUUUUUUUUCUCCUGGUCUUCUGGCACGGUUGUUUGGAAGUGCUUAGGUACUUAUUUAUUUCGAAACGUUUACGUUAAGAUUGUGCAACGUAUGAAUGAAUUUUUAUUUAAUUUAUGACAAAUAAGUCUUGUGUUUACCACUAUUAAAGCAAUGACUAGAUUGUACUACCAAACUGUGUGCGAAAUGUGUGCUCCAUUUUUCUUGGUGUCACCUUUGUUAAAGCUUCAGCCUUCGUUAGAGGGCCACCAUUCCUUUGUGUUUUGUACUUGACAGAAAAAAAAAAGUGUUGAAAUAAACAGAUAUGAUCUUGUA